AUGAAACUUCUUUUAUUAUUAACUCUAUUCUCCGCAGUUUUCCUGAUUUCUGUGAUUUGCGCUGAAAAUUCGACGAAAACAGAAGAAAACCCCGAGAAGGGAAAACUCGCAUCAGCUUCAUCGGAAUCGUCUGAGGAAAAAUCGGCCGAAGAGUCGAAAUCGUCGUCAUCGGAGUCGAAAUCGAAAGAAUCGUCGGAAUUGAGUGAGCAAGCCAAAAAUGAAACAAUUCUCGAUAAGGGACAGACAAAGGAUGAAAAGUUGAAAAAAGUUACGAUU
Messenger RNA from Mesorhabditis belari, 276 nucleotides. NCBI's taxonomy places the organism in Eukaryota, Metazoa, Nematoda, Chromadorea, Rhabditida, Rhabditidae. The record is from the annotation of a GenBank genome assembly.